Messenger RNA from Salarias fasciatus (jewelled blenny), 5160 nucleotides. It is a transcript of the gene pan3, whose product is annotated as poly(A) specific ribonuclease subunit PAN3. The transcript is spliced from 18 exons. Gene Ontology annotation, biological process: nuclear-transcribed mRNA poly(A) tail shortening; mRNA processing. Bases 271 to 2652 code for a protein of 793 amino acids. Gene Ontology annotation, cellular component: PAN complex; P-body. The record is from RefSeq and is a predicted model, not a curated record. Gene Ontology annotation, molecular function: metal ion binding; poly(A) binding. Lineage: Eukaryota; Metazoa; Chordata; Actinopteri; Blenniiformes; Blenniidae.
ACAACAACAGGCUACCUGCGAGCGGCGGCGGCUGCAUGGAGAGCCACAACCACGAGCACCGGGAUCUCACGCAUGCAACGAUAUUCCCCGAAACCAAAAUGCACCUUAGCCGUAUAAUGUGAGUACGUAGGUUUCUGUGCACCGGCUGAAGUGAUAUUAGUUCAUUGCUUUGAGGGGGACACUGUUUGAAAGCUAGCUAGCUAGCACGCUAGCUCUCUGCGUCUCUAUGUUCGAGCGUCUUCCGGCAGCAGUGGCGGCAGCGGCGGUGCCAUGAACAGUGGACUCCCCCCUUCAGCUGCUCCGCUCGGGGGUGCCGGGAUACCCAAUGUCAAGGUGAAGUUUUGCCGAUAUUACGCGAAAGACAAAACCUGCUUCUAUGGAGACGAGUGCCAGUUCCUGCAUGAGGAUCCGUCCAUGGCCAGCUUGCCGCUGCACGGCGGCGGCGGCAGCCCCGUCCCGCUGUCCAUGGCCGGGGGUGGCGGGACGCCAGCGGGGUAUUCCCUCGGCGGCUCAGCGACGGCCUGUCCGGGCGGCGCGGGGACCGGGGUGCCCAAGAAGAGCGAACCAUUGGGGCCAGCGGGCACGUCUCUGGAGGGGCAGUUGUUAACCAUCCCGGGAAUGGAGGGCGCAACCCUGAGUGAUGCCAAUCUUACCAACUCUUACUUCAGCAGCAGCUUUAUUGGGGUCAAUGGGUUUGGAAGCCCAGCAGAGUCUAAAUACUCAAUGAUGCAGCGAAUGACCACCAGCAGCAGCUCUCCCAGCCUCCUCAACGAUGGUGCCAAGAACUUCAGCCACAGCGCUCAUGAUCCAGUUAACUCCCCGACAUCCUCACUGUUCAGUGACUUUGGUGCUCUUAGCAUUUCCCAAAGGAGGAAGGCUCCUAACCCGGCAGCAAGUGAGUUUAUCCCUAAGGGAGCUCCUCGUAUGGCCACCAUGGCUCAGUCCACUGUCCAGGCCUUCCCCUCGCCUCUCUUUGCACAUCCUGGUCUUAGCAGCUCCACGGCUGCUGCUCUGGCUCCAGGUAUGUCUUUGUCAGCGGGAUCUUCCCCUCUGCACUCCCCAAAAAUCACACCGCACACCUCACCGGCUCCACGCCGACGGAGUCACACCCCGAACCCUGCCAACUACAUGGUGCCCACCACCGCCUCCGAUCAGGGCACGCACAUCAUCCAGAAAGAGACUGUAGGAGGGACCACGUACUUUUACACAGACAACACCCCAGCGCCGAUGACAGGGAUGGUGUUUCCUACGUACCAUAUCUACCCUCCCACUGCGCCACAUGUGGCGUACAUGCAGCCCAAAGCCAAUGCCCCUUCCUUCUUCAUGGCUGACGAGCUCCGACAGGAGUUGAUAAACAGACAUCUGAUAACCAUGGCCCAAAUCGACCACUCUGAAAACCCCGACGUACCUUCUGAGGUGGACAGCUACCACAGCCUGUUCCCCCUCGAGCCUCUCCCGCCACCAAACCGGAUGCAGAAGACCAGCAACUUCAGCUACAUCACCUCCUGCUACAAGGCAGUCAACAGCAAAGAUGACCUGCCCUACUGCCUGAGGAGGAUACACGGCUUCCGCCUUGUUAAUACCAAGUGCAUGAUGCUGGUGGACAUGUGGAAGAAGAUUCAGCACUCAAACUCCGUAACGCUGAGGGAGGUCUUCACCACAAAGGCCUUUGGAGACCACUCGUUGGUGUUCUCUUAUGACUUCCAUGCAGGUGCAGAAACGAUGUUCAGCAGGCACUUCAAUGACCCAGCAGCAGACUCGUACUUCACCAAGAGGAAGUGGGGGCAGCAUGAGCCUCCCCCGCCGCGGCAGCACGCAGGCCUGCUCCCCGAGUCCCUCAUCUGGGCCUACAUCGUCCAGCUCAGCUCGGCUCUGCGCACAAUCCACACCGCCGGCUUGGCGUGUCGCGUCAUGGACCCCAGCAAGAUUCUCAUUACUGGCAAGACCAGGUUACGGGUGAACUGUGUUGGGGUGUUUGAUGUCUUAACGUUUGACAACAGUCAGACCAAUCAUCUUGCCCUGAUGCCACAGUACCAGCAAGCAGAUCUUGUGUCGCUAGGCAAGGUGGUCCUGGCUUUGGCGUGUAACUCAUUAGCUGGCAUUCAAAGGGAGAACCUGCAGAAGGCCAUGGAGCUGGUGUCCAUCAACUACUCUUCAGACCUCAAGAACCUCAUUCUGUAUCUGCUGACCGAACAGUCUCGCCUGCGCAGCGUCAACGACAUCAUGCCGAUGAUCGGAGCCCGAUUCUACACGCAACUGGACGCAUCGCAGAUGAGGAAUGAUGUCAUUGAGGAAGACCUGGCCAAGGAGGUACAGAAUGGCCGCCUCUUCCGCCUUUUGGCCAAACUGGGCACCAUAAACGAGCGACCAGAGUUUCAGAAGGACCCGACGUGGUCGGAGACGGGCGACCGCUACCUGUUGAAACUAUUCCGGGAUCACCUGUUCCACCAGGUGACGGAAGCAGGGACGCCGUGGAUCGACCUCAGCCACAUCGUCUCCUGCCUCAACAAACUGGACGCCGGCGUUCCUGAGAAGAUCAGCCUGGUCUCCCGGGACGAGAAGAGCGUCCUGGUCGUGACCUACUCGGACCUGAAACGCUGUUUCGACAGCACCUUCCAGGAGCUGCAGGCCGCUGCCUCCGGCUCUCUGUAGCGCCCCCUUCGGGCCCGGAGUGGGACCGCCGGGACCCGAAGCACACUAUUGCACUACAGUGGAGGACCAGGCUGGCGGAGGAGACAUCAGCACGGUGAAGGCAGCGGGGCAGGGCUUCGUGAACCUCAGUCACAUACACUGACCCUGUCCACCAGGAAGGCUUUUCUAAAGUGUAUUUUUUUUAGUUUUCCUAAACCCUGCAGCUGAAAAUCUAUUGAAAAAAAAAAAGAAAAAAAAAAAGAAAAACAUUUUGGGGGGUAAAAAAAAAAAGGACUAAAGUGGAAGCUGUGACGAACGACGAUGAGGACAUUUUUUUAGAAUUUGGGGAACAAAACGAGAAACAAAACGUGAGGUUUUGAACUUUUUUCCUGCUUUUAUUGUUUAUUUCUACAGUUGGGGUUUAUUUUUCUGAGGAGGAUGCACUAAGAUUUUAAUUUUUUUGUUAUUUUUUUAUUUUUAUGAAUAAGUGUGAGUGGCCUACAGGGUGCACAGAGAGCUAAAGUCUCACUCACACACACAUACACACACACAACACACACACACACACACACACAGAAACACCAGAGCAGACUCAGAAUUGACACAAGAAGACUAGAAAACCCGGCUUUCUGUCGACUGCAUCUUCCUUCCGGUUGGAGACCACACCCCUUCGUUGUGACGCACUUGAGACGGGACACACCACUCAAGGCUUCGGGUGCGGCGGGACGACCCCCCCUUCGCCUUGGCUGUUGGUUCCCCCAUAAAGAAAGGACAAACCACUUGGGUGGGGCGGGACGGGUUUGUAAAACUGGAAAAAAUAACAGACUCUCUGGAUGUUUUUGGGUCAUGAGAUUACGGAGCAUGGCGUUGAACGCGCGGGCGGGGCGAUCCGUGACGGGGAGGGAAUUGCGGGUUUCUUUUUUUUUUUUGCUGGCACUGAGGAAGGGGUGUCUUCUCCCGAUGCCGUCUACCGAGUGUUUGUUACGUAUGCAGCAGCCGCCUCUGGGUUAAUGGACGCUAUCGUGACAUCGACCGCACAGAUUGGGUCAUUUCUGGUUCUGCUGUCCAGCACUUGGGUGUAGCCGGUGGGUGAGACUUGUGUCGAGGUGGAGCCGCAGCUGCCUCUUUGUGGAAUGUCCCCAAUUCGUCGCCCACCCGUCCUCUCGCCCCCCAAUGUCCCGAUCUCGCCUCUCCCUAUCUGUUUCUCUUAACUCGCCCACUUUUUUCCUUCCUGAAACUCCUAAACUUCACUCCCUCUCGGGAGAUCUGGGCCCCAAAUGAUGCUUCUCUUUUUCUUUUUUUUUUUUUUUUUUUUGUGACUUUUUCCAGCUGCUUUUUCUCUUUGCUCAGCUGUUGUGCAGGAAUGCAUGAUGGGAAAACAGGAGGGCAACUCAUUUUUGCCUCAGAACUGCUCUUUAUCAUUCUGUGGACCAAUUCCAGCAGGGGUUUAGGUAAAGGGAGGGAGGGAGGGAGGGAAGGGUAGGGGUGGGGAAAAAGGAAAGUAUAGGAACUGGGCACCAACAGUGAUUUGUUUAAUUUGACUUUUAAAAAAAGAGAGAGAAAAAAAAAAACCCAUCACGUGCUGGAGACGACGCGGUGACGCUGGCUGUCGCACUCGCUGGGACGGCUUGGAUUUCUCUCAGGACGACGAACAGCUGGAGGGGGCCCCGAUGAUUGAAUGUGUUUGACUGUCGUCGGCGGCCCCCAGUCCAGCCGGGUAGAUGAGCUUACAGUGGAGCGGGCGGGAACGUCCUCAGACGGAGGCGUUGCGAUCAUGCUGCGAGGGAUUUCAAGUUGCCCUGAAGCACAGAUCGAUUUCCAUUUCAAUUAAAUCGGGAGAAGAAGAGGCAAAAAAACAAAACAAAAACCACACCUGCUAAUGAAUUUGGUGCAAAACUCACAGGUCUGCCAGACCGCCAUUCUUGGUUCCUGUGCCUUUAUUUUGUUGUUCGAAUGUGUAGAGACACAGAACAACAGGGUCACAUCCUCGAACCACUCUGUCUAAUCUAUUUCAAGAUGUAAUCAAGAACCAUGUCUUGGUAGCAGUCAGUAUCUACGCAAACCUUUUCAGCUUGUCUCGAAAGUCGGCCGUCUGUUCUCGAGGGCAAAAAAACAAAAAACAAAACGAACCUGCAGGGAGCCGGCUGUUUUUAGAUCAUGUACAACUUCCUCUGUUUUAGUGAGACACACCGACAAAAAGAAAAAAAUGACAUAUUUGGUGAAUGUGGUGCUUUAGAAAACCUUAAAUACACAGACCCGCACACACACUUUCAACAACACCCACGUGCCCUCGGACUCGGCCAGCACAAUGUCAGUGCUCUCAUAUCGCUGUAUUCCACACCACCGCGCGCACACACACACACACACACACACACUCCAGUUAUCAGUGAUGACCUUCUUCUUCUCCCCGACAUCAACACACCUACAAUCACCAUCUUAGUAUGUUUUAUGCCCUUCUUGUGUUCUUGUCUCAAAUUUUGCAAUAUUUGUGUGUACAGCAGUAUUUUAAUAAAGAAUACCAAAAGUGAU